This is a messenger RNA of Diachasma alloeum, 7275 nucleotides long. RefSeq names its product autophagy-related protein 2 homolog B (gene Atg2). The transcript has 5 exons. The record is from RefSeq and is a predicted model, not a curated record. Gene Ontology annotation, molecular function: phosphatidylinositol-3-phosphate binding. NCBI's taxonomy places the organism in Eukaryota, Metazoa, Arthropoda, Insecta, Hymenoptera, Braconidae. Gene Ontology annotation, biological process: reticulophagy; piecemeal microautophagy of the nucleus; autophagosome assembly. Gene Ontology annotation, cellular component: extrinsic component of membrane; phagophore assembly site. The coding region runs from base 279 to 6461 and encodes 2060 amino acids.
UUAAACAGCUGAAACACCCGUUACUGCCUGCAAUUUGAGUCGUCACUGAUUUCGAUUUCCUUUCGUAUCAUUGCACAUAUAUAUUAUGUUUCGAAUUAUUGAAUCGAGCGAGACACGUGUCGAUGAUGUGAGAAAUUCGGGGCUGAGUUUUGUUUAGACGGAAAUAAUGGAGGAAUGAGGUUAAUUGUGGACGGAUGAGAGGAAUUAAAUAUUCAAGAAUUCAACGGGCUAUCGGACAAAGGAUAACGAUUGGUAAUUGAUGUGUUAGGGGUGUAAACAUGUCUUGGCUCUUUUGUUUUCCGUGGCCAGAGGGAAUCAAGAAGAGGGCAUGCAGGUAUCUGUUGCAGAGGUAUCUUGGACAAUUUUUGGAGGAAAAGCUGACGCUUGAUCAGUUGACUGUUGAUUUGUAUAAUGGCACGGGGAGAGUUACCAAUGUCAGCCUUGAUGUUCAGGCACUCAACGAAAUGGGCGAGCAGCACCACUUGCCCCUGGAGUUCGUCGACGGUUUCAUAUCGGAGAUGUCCCUCAGCAUACCCUGGUCAGCGCUGCUCAGCGAGGCCAGCUACGUCGAGGUCAAGGGUCUCAAGCUCACUGUUCAGCCUCGCCAGAGGACAGAGACUGGCACCUCCAUGUUCGAGUCGAUGUGGAGUUCCAUGACAUCCAGCAUGCAGCUGGCGCAGGAGUGCCUACAGCAGGAUGCCAGCAAUGCGGGAAAUGCACAGCCACUUGAAGGAGUGGAGUUGUUCGCGCAGACUAUAGACUCAAUACUCUCCCGAGUAAAAGUGAGAUUUCUGGAUACUGUGAUACGCCUGGAGCACGUGCCCCUGGACUCCACAACGGGAGUAGCCAUAGAAAUGUGUAUAAGAAACCUAGAAUAUUCCGACGAGGCAGGUUCAGACCCCUCGACCCUGACCCUUGAGCCGAACCAGCCCUCAAAAGGCUACAUAGUCUCCGCGUUCACGACAAAGCGCUUCUACCUGGAAGGCGUGACCUUCCACAUAGACGAGUUCCCCUCGCGCGCGCGUACCUUCUCACGAAGCGUAAUGACGAUGUCCCGAGGCUCAACGCCGGACUCUAAAGCCUCCGAAGGCAAUUUUUCAUCCGCACAAAUUUCGCCGUCAAUGCACACGCCCCCCGAGAAGAGCCUAAUAACGACUUUAUCCCAAUCGAACCCGAUAAUCUGUGCAAAGCUGACGGGAAGACAGGAAAUCCGACUGAAAUUGAAGCAGGGAGAGGGUGUGUCGGGCCCUAAAGUGGAGCUUGAGGUGACCUUGGGGUCCUUCAUCUCGUUCCUAAGCCCCCGACAGGUCCACGUCCUCCUAGAGCUCUGCCACGGUCUCGCGUCCCCCGACCUAGAGGACAUGUCUAACGUAGCCCCGCGUCCUUGCGUGGAGAAGCCAAUGGCAGGUGCUGACUUCUCCCGAGUGGAGCGUGAACUCAUGCACCAGCUGAAUCCGCCCCCGGGUGUGAGGUCCACAGACCUCAGGAACACCCAGGGCUGGUCCACAGCGUGCCUAGACGACUCAGACAACGAGGAGGAGUUUCUUCCCAUGAAACUCCCAGGCAUGACUGACUCCAUCUCCACUAACGCGGUCAGCAUGGACGACAGCAUGACGAGCACCGCCAGCUCCAAGAGCUCAGUGAACGUCUCGAGACCCCACAAGCAUAGGCCAAGCGUCGAAACAGACCCCAGUGCAGAGACCUCUCAGUUUCACAUUCGAAUUUCGUCGAUAGCUGUCGUAGCCCUCCACGAGGACAUCCUGACCCUGGGGAUUGAGUCCCGGGGGCUGACGUGCGCCAGUAUCGAGCAGAUGCGGAAGACCUCUGAGGACUUCUUCGAUACCCUGGGGAUCUUCGCUGCUGACUAUGGUAACAAGAACUUCGAGAAGGCUUCGAAGAUGUUUCUGGACGCGUGUAAGCUGAGCCACAUAAGGAUGCUGGCAGCUCCGCUGGUGAUCGAGGGCUCCGAGAGGACGACGGCCCAGGCCUCCGCCAUCACCGGAUCCCUCAGCCUAGCGAGCUUGGAGCUGAUAGAAUGCCUGAUAGACUCCAACAAAUCCCAAGAAGCUCAGAACAUCGAGUUCAUAGAACUCUUGGCCUUCACGAGAGCUGCCGAGCCCCAGGGGUUCUCCAACACCACAGACUUCAGGAUGAGGUUCAAGUACUCGGAGAAGGCUGUGCGUCACGCCCAGAUGACAAAAUUCACGCAUCCCAGAACGGAAAUCGAGAUUAUGUUGGAGCCCUGUCGAUCUGAGUUAGACGUGACGAUCGUCGACAGGAUAUCAGCUAUGCUGAAUCCCCAGCAGAUCUGCGUGAGCAAUCCCCCGACGAGUGGACGGGACAUGUGGAACCAGCAGACGAUGUUCUACCAGGCGGUUGAGAGCCCCAUAACCUCGGACUCGCGAGUGGACGUGAGAGUGUCAUCCCUGAAGAUGACGAUCAAACUGAGAUUCCCAGUGCCCGAUCUACGACCCCUCCACGACAUGAGCAGGGCCCCCUGGUGGACCAGAUCCGUUCGUCCGGACUUCGUAACCAUGACCCUGAGCAACGCACAGGUUCACACCUCGAUGGACAGCAAGAGUCACCACCUGACGAGGCACGAGAUCCAGUGCAAAGACCUGUUGAUCACGUACACGGAAGUCGACUCAGACAUACCGAUUGAGAUUGGGAGGAGUCAGGUCGACGAGAAGACAGACGGAUCUCUGCAGCAGAGCGAGAGCCAGUUCGGCUGGCCCAGAAUAGUGAUAACGAUCUUCCCGCAGCACCUGGGGGGGCCCUUGGAGGACAGCUCGGAGGAGGAGCCUAACUCAAGCCUCGACGAGGCGCUCAAUCCCCCCAGGCAUCAGCCCUCGCCCUUCAGCUCGAAACGAGUCAUCCACGAGUCUGACACCCCCCACACUGAGUCCCACUCCUACAACAAAGAGGAGCAAGAACGACGGGAAGGGGAGGAGCUCGUCAUCCCUGGGAACCGUCAGGAGAUGCUGGAGUUCAUAGAGGAGGGAACCCACGGCUCCAAACUCCAGAUCGAGAUCACGCUGCCCUGUCUGUCGGUUCAAAUCCCGUCUAAGCACCUCUACGAGCAGCUCUACAACAGGAUCAACACGGACCUCUUCCUCUGGGAGCCCUCGGCUCCUCGGCCCGCCUGCCAGCCCGAACCCACCAUCGGCCUCGACCUGGCCUCCACCCUGUUCCAGGAGUCCAUUUACCCCAAGUUCAGCAUGUGCAAGAGCGGAAUCCACUGCGACUCGGACGCGGACUCCGACGAGGACGGGGUCUUCCACUCCGCCGAGAAGAGCUUUCAGAGUGUCAGCAAACCACCCAAGAGCGGCCAGACGAAGAUGUCCCUGACGCUGAGCAUCCCCCAGGGCUUGCUGAGCAUGUACACCCCAGUGCGCGACGGUUCGUCCAACGUGAUACCGGGUCAGCAGGGGGAGCUGAUCCUCCGGGUGGACGACGCAACCGUUUUCUGCGUGAACUCGUACAAGGGAGACUCCAACCUCGGCUACGUGUGCACCCUGGUGAAGACAGUGGGCCUGAACCACUGCAGCUUGAUAACGAUCCCCUCCCAGACGCCUCCCCUACGGUCCAUCAACAGCGUGACCCCUCGGCACUGCCAGCCCUCCAUCUACCGGAGCAGGGAUGGCCAAGAGGUGACGUCGGAGAAGGACAUGCUGACGGUUGCUGUGAGAAUCCAGGCUGCGCACCAGACCCACCACAUAAAGACCUUCAGGGUGGCCGUCGGCAUCAGGAAUGCGACCUUGCGACACCGAAUAUGCGCCUCCCAGACGUCCUGGUUCUCACAGUUCAUGGACUGCCUGGACGUCGUCGAUCAUCCCGUCGCGGGGUACUCGCCGCCAGGUGUUCUGAUCGAGCUGCACCUCCAUCUGUGGAACUGCGCGGUUGAUUACAGACCGGUUUACCUGCCCCUGAGGGCCAUGCUGACCCUCGGCAGCUUCAGCGUGUCCUCCAACAUCGCAGCGAAGACCAAAACGUCAACCCUGAGGUUCAUCGCUGAAGACAUUGCGCUGUUCAUCUCGGAGAAGCUUGGUAACAACGUCGACCUGAGGCGGGACUACGUCUGCGUGAUGGACCUGGGUCUCUUCGAGCUGUCGCUGAGGCUGAACGAGAAGAUGUGCGGAGGGGGGCCGAGGGUGGACCUGCGAGCCAGCAACAACGUCCUCCACAUCAGGACCUGCGCGGACUCUGGGAGAGCUUUAACCCAACUGCUGACUUACUUCGCGAAUGACGGGGAUCUGGCACCGAAUACGGUGUCAACGGACAGCAUCGCGGUUCCCUCCUCGGGGGAUGAGGAGAGCCUCCUGGGGGACGAGAGCAUCAACACGCUGAGCAAGAGUCAGGAGGAGCGCGUCAACAGCCUGAUGGAGGAGGCCAUGGAGGACACGGUGAGGGGGAACUCCUCGGGGACCCUCGAGAGGAAGGAGCCGAGGGCCGAGCCCAGAGUGGAGGUCUUCUUCUUCCCGGAUGAGUCACACCCAGUGCCGAUAUCCUCGUCGGAGAUGAGUGGCAACGCCGACAGCUGUGCGAUCGGCCUCAAGCACUCGGACUCGGACCCCGACGAGGACUUCUGCAUUCUGGGGGAGGAGGCUGGUGCCGGCAUCAUGCCCAGGCACGGGGUGCCCGAGGUGCGGUGGCUGUCGCAGGACUACAUCAAAGUCGUUGACAAUCACUUCUCGAUCCCCCUGGGGAAGACGGAUCUGCUGAAGGCCCCCAAGAACUUUCCCCCUGCGAUCCUGAGGUACACCCUCUGCGAGAUGACGCUCGUCUGGCAUAUGUACGGGGGCAAGGACUUCGGGAAGCCCCAGCCCCUGGUGAAGAAACACGUGACGAUUGACGAGUCCCUUCACAAGGAGGGAUUCGCCGUUGGCCGGAGCAAGUCAGCUGUUGUGGGCUUCAGCAAGAUGUCGCCUAAUGAGAUCAGGUUUGGCUCCGCUCCGAAUUCCCCGAGGAAGGUCAAGCCUCACGCCGGCGACUGGUGGACCCUGGGCGGCCCUGGACGACAGCACGAUGUGCUCAUGGAGUUGCAGCUCAACAAGGUUCGGUUUCAGCAUGAGUCGUACCCGGAGAACACCGCUGAGGCCUCCAGGCAGGUCCUCCUCGUCAGUGAGAUCGAAAUCCGGGACAGGCUGGCUUCCUCUCACAUCAACAAGUUCUUGUAUCAGUACAGUAGCGAAGCCAGGCCUAGGCAGACGCACGCCAAUAUGGUCGCGUUGAAGGCGGUGCACGUCAGGCCUGAUCCCAAGUUGAAUGCGCAGGAGUGCUGUCUCAAGUUGAGUGUUCUACCACUUCGGUUGAAUAUUGAUCAGGACAGCUUGCUGUUUCUCAUCAAUUUUUUUACGGAACUCGCGGGCACUCCGAAGACUGCUCAGGAAAGCUCAAAUGGCCCGACGAAUACUACGUCGUCUCCGGGGUCGAAGCAGGGGACGCCGACACAUCAUCCACCGGUGAUGAGUGUUAAUGAUGGCGAGGGGGAGGGGGUGGUCGAGCCUGAGGCUGUGAGUGAGGGCGAUGGUCUGGAUCAUAAUCUCAUGAUUCUGCUGGAGGACGAGUUGACGAUUAAGGAGAGCAAGCAGAAGGUGAAGGCGACGAGUGCCGGACCGGAGGACUCGCAGCCCAUUUAUUUUAGGAGUGUUAUCUUCGCGCCCGAGGUGCUGGUCAGGCUCGAUUAUCAUGGGAAGAGGGUCGACUUGACGCAUGGACCCAUGGCCGGGUUGCUCAUGGGGCUGGGGCAGCUCAACUGCUCAGAGCUCAGGCUGAAGAGGCUGACUUACAGGCAUGGGCUCCUGGGGUUUGAGAAGUUGAUGGCGUACUUGCUGUCCGAGUGGCUGCAGGACAUCAAGAAGAACCAGUUACCCAGUUUGUUGGGGGGAGUGGGGCCCAUGCACUCGCUGGUGCAGCUCUUCCAGGGGAUCAGGGAUCUGUUCUGGAUGCCCAUCGAGCAGUACCAGAAGGACGGGAGGAUUGUGAGGGGUCUCCAGAGGGGGGCCAACAGCUUUACCACAUCGACGGCCAUGGCCGCCCUGGAGCUGACGUCCAGGUUGGUUCAUGCUAUUCAAAGCACUGCCGAAACUGCUUAUGACAUGGUCAGCCCUGGACCCAGUGUCAGGAGGAAGAGUAAAGGACAGAAGGGGAGGAGAAAGCGGUAUAGUCAGCCGCUGGAUAUCAGGGAGGGCAUGGCCAAUGCUUAUAUGCUAGUCAAAGAGGGAUUGGGUGAAACAGCCAAUCAAUUGGUGCGUGUAGCAAGUGAGGAGCACGAGCAGAAGGGUGUCUCAGGAGCUGUUGGUGGUGUACUGAGGCAAAUUCCCCCGACAGUAGUUAAACCGAUAAUCCUAGCCACUGAGGCGACAAGCAAUGUCCUCGGUGGUAUGAAAUCACAGUUGGUGCCAGACGCCAGACGCGAGGCAGCUCAGAAGUGGCGACAGGAUCCUCGGGACGUCAAUUAGGGCGAGCAACCGAUUUUUUUUUAUUUAGAUACAACAAAACUAUUUGAUUGAUGAUAAAAUACGAUCUUAGUGCACUUGUGGGGGAAAUUUAAUUGAAAAACCCAGAGAUUUCGCUGAGAAAAUAAAUUGUAUUCGUUUUUCGACAGAUAUUUGAUGUGGAAAUAUCAGUGUAUUUUCAGUUUUACGUUUAUGAUUCCAACUCUUGAGGUUUUUUGAAGUUUCAACUAUAAUUUUUUCGAGGAUCAUUAAAAACGAGAACAUGAAGGAAGUUUAUACACAAUAUUUGAACAAAAGAAAAUUUUCUUGAGAUGCUAAAUGCUUCUUCUCCCCCAUUUUUCAUAAUUGAGGUGAAAACAUUAAUAAUCAGGGUAAACAGGCCAAAAUCUUGAACUUCAUUAAAGGAUUUAAAAUCGAUGAAGCAGCUAAAUGAAUUGAAUUUCUUGCUGUAAUGUUGAUAUUUCGAAAAACAACUUCAUCGCAUGAUUAUACAUAAGUGUUAUUAUUUACAAUGAUAAUAAUACGUGCAGGUUUCAUUUUAUUAUUUAUAGAAUAUUCAAUAAGAUGUGAAAUCGUCCAGGUAUGGGGCCUGUUCACCCCAUAUUUAAAGAACAAUUUCAAGAAUUUAUACGUUUUUGAAUUUUCUAACGUUGAAUUUUCAAAUAAAAAAAGCACCUGCCUGAAAUGGACUCGUUAUGAUAUAUAAAUUAAUAAUUGCAACUCAACAAUCAGUUGGUUUUGGCCUUCAGAAUGUUAAGGGGAGACUACUAUGAGUUUUAAAAGUCGUGGGUUAUUGGAGUGAGACUUUUCAUACGUU